AUGGAGGGGAUGCCAAAGGAGGCGAUUGUGGCGAUCAAGGAGAAGGUCAGCGCGCUGGAAUCAGAAGUGGAGGCGGAACGGCAGCGGGCCAAGGUGCUCAAAGAUCAGGUUGUCGCCCUGUCCAAGGAGAAGACCAAGUCGGUGGUCAAGGAAGAAGCCAUCAAGGUCGCAGAGAAGGCCGCAGCGGCGGUCUCCGCGUGCCCCCUCGGCGAGGACCUGCACGAGAACGAGGGCCUGAUGCCACCUCACCGCCAGGAGGGCCUCCUCGCUGACGUCAGCGGGCUCAAGAUGGAGACGAUGGUGCUGGCGGACGCGGUGUACAACAAGGAGCUGAGCUGGCUCGCGUUCAACUGGCGCGUGCUCUACAUGGCGGUCAUGCCAUCGACACCGAUCUUUGAGCGCCUGCGGUUCUUGGCGAUCACAGCCCGCAACCUCGACGAGUUCUUCGGCAAGCGUGUCGGCGGUCUGAAGCGCCAGGCAGCCGCGGGAACGGCGAACCUCAUUGGGGAGCGGCGCGAGCUCAUGUGGUCGCCCAAUCAGCAACUUAAGUUCGUCACCAAGGAGGUGUCGACGAUGGUCGACGUUCAGAUCAACACGCUCCUCAAGGAUGUUUUGCCGGAGCUAGCCCAGCAGGGCAUCCGGCUGCUCGACUAUGGAGAGCUGGACCACGCGCAAAAGUCCAAGAUGCGCAAGUACUUCAAGUCGGCGCUGGAGCCCGUGCUGACGCCCCUGGCUGUGGACCCAGGCCAUCCCUUCCCCUUCAUCGGCAACAUGACCCUCAGCAUCGCAGUCACCCUCCGUGACCCGAUCGAUGAGGACACCGAAUUUGCGAUCGUCAACGUCCCCACCGGAGUGGACCGCUUCAUUCGGCUGGCACAAGACGACAACCCGGCAAUGCGCAACACGUUCGUUUGCCUGGAGCAGGUCAUCAUCCACAACCUGGGCGAGCUGUUUGGCGGCAUGCAGAUCGUCGCGGCGCACGUGUUCCGUGUGACGCGAAACGCUGACGUGGCGCGCAACGAGGAGGAGGCGGAGGACCUCUUGGAGAUGAUCACGGAUGAGAUGCGCGAGCGCAAGUUUGCGCCGUUUGUGCGGUUGGAGGUGGACUGCGAGAUGCCGGUCGACAUGCAGCAGCGCCUCACGGAGGAGCUCCAGCUGUCGCGCGACGACGUCUACCGCGUGUGCGGGCCCAUGGCGCUCGGAGAGCUCGACUCGAUACCGGUCCAGUUCGGCGGCCAGUUCGGCAUGGACUCGUCCCUCCAGUUCACGCAAUGGUCGCCGCUCACCCACACCCGCCUGGCCGGGGGCGACAUCUUUGACACCAUCCGGAGGGGCGACGUUUUGGUACACCACCCGUACCAUUCGUUCGCCACGUCGACCCAGCACUUCGUCGAGACCGCCGCGCGGGACCCGAAAGUGGUGGCGAUCAAGGCGACGCUGUACCGGACGAACAGCGACAGCCCCGUGAUCCGGGCGCUGGAGAUCGCUGCCGAGAUGGGGAAGCAGGUCGCCGUGCUGGUGGAGCUCAAGGCCCGCUUCGACGAGGCCCGCAACGUCGGCUUUGCGCAGAAGCUCGAGGACGCGGGCUGCAACGUGGCGUACGGUCUUGUGGGCCUCAAAACGCACUGCAAGUGCACCAUGGUCGUCCGCCAGGAGGAAACCGGGCUCCGCACGUACUGCCACAUCGGCACCGGCAACUACAACCCGAGGACCGCAUCGGUCUACACCGACUUCGGACUCUUCACGUGCGACCCCGCGUUGGGUCAGGACGUCGCCGAUCUGUUCAAGUACCUGACCGGAUACCAUCGCCAGAAGUCGUACCGCAAGCUGCUGGUGGCGCCGGGGACGAUGCGGCGCGAAUUUGUGCGCCUGAUUGACAGAGAGAUCGAGAACGCCCGCGCGGGCCUGCCGUCCGGCAUGGUGGUCAAGUGCAACGGGCUGGACGACCAGGUGAUGAUUGCCAAGAUCUACGAGGCCUCCAACGCGGGGGUCCACGUGGACUGCAUCGUGCGCGGCAUCUGCGGCGUGCGCGCGGGCUUCAAGGGCAUCUCCGACAACAUCCGCGUGAUCAGCAUCAUCGGACGGUUCCUGGAGCACCACCGGAUCUUCCGCUUUGAAAACGGUGGCAAGCCCGAGUACUACAUCGGCUCCGCUGAUUGGAUGACGCGCAACCUGAUGCGGCGUGUGGAGGUCGUGACACCUGUCCUCGACGAGAGCAUCAAGAAGGAGCUCCAGGAUAUCAUCGAGGCCUGCCUGUGCGACCGUGUUGGCGCCUGGGAGAUGCAACCCGACGGCCGGUACCAGCUUCUGGGCGCGGGCAAGGGCGCGCUGAUUCCUCGGGCCGUGAUCCCGAAUCCUGGCAAUAGGCUGGCCCCUCGGGCUGAGCAUAUUGGCUUCCAGGGAGCCCUUAUGGAGAUGAUUCAGCGUCAAAAAAACAAGGCAAAGAAGGUGGACUUCAAGAAGAAGGACGGCCGAGUGCAGCGGCCGCGGCGCUACGAGGUGUUUGAAGAUCACUAG
This is a messenger RNA of Klebsormidium nitens, 2517 nucleotides long. Lineage: Eukaryota; Viridiplantae; Streptophyta; Klebsormidiophyceae; Klebsormidiales; Klebsormidiaceae. The record is from the annotation of a GenBank genome assembly.